Messenger RNA from Closterium sp. Yama58-4, 6225 nucleotides. The record is from the annotation of a GenBank genome assembly. NCBI's taxonomy places the organism in Eukaryota, Viridiplantae, Streptophyta, Zygnematophyceae, Desmidiales, Closteriaceae.
AUGUCGGCGGCACCAGGGCACGCGCACACGCGGGUGACGACGGGCGAGGAGGGCGAGGAGCUAGACCCCAUGGUGGAGCAGUUACAGGACUGCAGCCGCCUCUACGUCCGCCUCGAGAACUGCCUAGUGGAGCACGACAGGGACUGGAGGAAAUGCCAGGAAGACAUGGCGUUUCAGCGCGCAACACCAGAGGAGCAGGCGGCGGCGGUGCCGGUGCUGCUGCGGGGAAUAGCCUCGCGCGCAGCAGCGCACCAGGACAUGCUGCUGCGGUGCGCGCUGCAGGGGCUGCUGCGCUAUGGGUCGCCGAGAGGCGUGGGGUCGGGGCCUGAGGAACAGCAGCUCGCUGCUACCUUCUCCUGGCUCGUCUCCUCGCCUGCUGCUGCUGCUGCUGCUGCUGGUGCAGCUGAAUCGUCUAAGGUGGCAGCGGCAGGUGGUGCGGCAGAGGCAGGAGAGGCGGCGGGGGGCAAGACAGACGCAGCUGAGGCAGUGAUGCUGCUGCCGGCCUCUCUCUCCGCUGCGGCUGCUGCUGCGGCCACUGCAGGAGGGGCACAGAGUCAGGCGGGAGCAGCAGCAGGGCUGGUGGCAGGGGGGAGAGGAGCAGCAGUGGGGGCAGGAGGUGCGGGGGCAGAGGCGAAUGUGGCAGGGCAGCAGGGCGGACCAGCGCAGCCUCCUCUCUCCGACCACCCCGGUUUGUCCCUCGCCCAGUUGCACCGAGUGCUUGGCCCCGCGCCUUCCUCCUCUGCUGCCUCCCCUGCACCCCCGGCUUCCCUUGCUGCGCUCAACCUCAUUCCGCCUGACGCUGUGGCUCAGAGGAAGGUGGCGGUGCUGAACUUCCUGGCGGGCAUCAAGGCGCCCGCCCAUGCGUGCUACCUGCUCUGGCUCGUUGCCGCCACUGACAGCAACGAGCGGGUGAACCGGCGGGGGGAGGAGCUGAUGAAGCGGCAUGGGGGUGCAGUGGACCUGGAGGACGACAGGCUCGUGGCUGCCAUGAUGCGCUUCUACCAAGGCACACUGCACGUCAUAUUCGAUGCCAUCUAUGGAGUGGGUGCAUCAACGCGCAGCAAGCAACUGGGCAUGGAGUUUGCCGUCUGGGUCUUCAAGCAUGCGAAGGAGGAGCGGCUGCGGCCCUUGUCGCCAGUCAUCCUCUCCUCGUUGCUCAAGCUGCUCUCGCAGUACGACGCUACUGAGUCUUUGGACCCGCCAUCGCAGCAGCUGCAGGCGUUCACGUAUCGAGCCAUCGCCCAGCUGGCAGAGCGCUGCCCCUUCCUUGUCAGGGGGGAUGCGAGCAUGUGUGAGCGCAUGUUGGUGGCGCUGGAGGCAUGUGAGUCGCCAUCGCUGCGAGUGGUCAUGCAGGACGCACUGCUCUCCCUCGCAUCCGCUUACAAGGGCUGUUCACCCAAGGUGCUGGCGUCUGUUGAGGGCCUGCUGCUCAAGCACUGCUCCUCUCCAGUGGAGGCGGUGCGGUACUGCACAUUGCAGUGGACCAUGCGCCUGCUCUCGCUCUCCUCUGCUCCUGCCUGCUUCCUCGCCGUGCUAGCUACGGCUGACAACAAAACCGAGAUCAAGGAGGCGGCCCAACGCUUCCUCUUCGCAGAAGCAGACACACGCACCAAAAAGCCCACCGCCACCUCUUCCCCCUCUCCCCUCUCCACGCCCUCCCCAGCUUACGCCUCCUCUUCCUCCUCCUCCUCCGCCUCUGCCUCCCCACCGCCCCCUCUCUCAUCCCUGCUCGCGUUCAUAUGCAAGCAGAAGCCCAAAGCAGCAGCACCCGUGCCCUUGGAGGGCGAACAGUCCCUGCUGCUGCCCCCUGCUGCGUUCCUCUCCGCCAUUCGCUUCCUGCUGCUGUGCUGGCGCGAGGAGCGCCGGGGAAAGGGGGGAGCGGGGCAGGGGGAGAAGGAGGGAGGGGCGGGGGAAGAGGAAGGAGGAAAGGGUGAGGUUGGUGGGAGUAGUGGUGAGGAGAAAGGGAAGGAGAAAGUAGAGGAGAAAGCAGAAGAGAGUGCAGAGGCGAAAGCAGAGGGGGGCGCGGAGGCGGGAUCGGUGGAGGAGCGGCUGUGUGUGUUUGUGGAGCAUGGGUUUGCACGUGAUGCCACGUGGGAGGUUCACGCGGAGGCGGGCAGGGCGCUGCUGGAAAUAGUUGCUGCCCAUCCCCAGCUCGCCACGCGCUUCUCUGCGCGUCUGCCAUGGCUGCAGCGCUUCCUGUCGCACAACGACCCGUCAGUGCGAGCAGCGUUUGCCAAGCUCAUGGGUGUUGUGGCGAAGGGGCUGCCUGCACCUCACGCCCACGCGCUGCUGCUCAAGCUGCAGGGCGGCCUGGCAAAUGAGGGCGGGAAGGCGGGAAUCAAGGAGGAGGAGUUGCAGGGGCUGAUAGCAGCGCUGGGUUAUGUCACAGCCACAGCUGCUGACGCGGCUGGGCGAGCAGCAUCCGUGGAUCUGCUCCUCUCCCGCCUGCUCUCCCCCUCCUCUGCGCCCUCCACCCUCGCCCUCACCGCGCAAGCCCUGGGCCUCAUAGGCCUCACAGGCCCCCUCCCGCCCCCCUCCUCCUCCACCUCCUCCUCCUCCUCCCAUAAGGAUGAAGCAGCAACUGAGGGUACUGCGAGUGGGGCGGUGGGAGAGGAGGGCGGUGGGGGGGAUGGGGGGAAGAGUGGCGGGGGUGGGGAGGCGGCAGCAAGUGGGGAGGAGGAGGGGCGGAAGAAGAGGAAGAGGGGGGAUGUUGUGGAGCAGCUGGCGUCGUUACUGUCACACAGGGACGACAAGGUGGUGCAGAGUGCAGCAGCGGCGCUGGGCAUGAUGAGCUAUGGCGACCCUCAGGGCGUCGCCGAUUCUGCUCUCACUGCCCUGCUCACGCUCUCACGAUGCAAGAACGAGGCGACGUUGCUAGCAGCAGGCGAGGCGCUGGCGUUCGUGUGGGGGCCGGUGGACUGCCCUCCCUUCCGCCCCUCGCUGCUGCUCUCCGGCCCGCACUCCUCCCUCGCCCCCAUCUUCAAUGACGCCGACGACGCUGCUGCUGCCGCGCUACAGAACAAAGCGCGCCGCCCACAGAAGGAAGCAGACGUGCAGAUGCGUGAUGCGAGUGGAGGGGAAGGGGAGGGGACGGCGGGUGGGCAGGGUGGAAGAGGAACAGCAGCAGGAGAAGCGGCGGGAAGAGAGAAGGAAGAGCAGGCUGUGGCAGAAGAUGUGGUGAUGGGGGAAGGGGGGCAGGAGACCUCAGCAGGCGAGGGGAGGAAGGAAGGAGAGGGAAGCGAGAGGGUGUGGGGAGGCGAAGCAAUGGAGGCGCGGUGGGAGAGCAUGAGGAAGGUGCUGGUGGAGGAGCUGCUGGUGAGCAGCCGCAGUGAGGAGCGGUGUGCGGGGGCCGUGUGGAUCAUGUCCCUGCUCUCCUUCUGCGGCCACCACGCGUCCAUUCAACGCCUGCUGCCGCAGCUCCAGGAUGCGUUCAGCGCACUGCUGGGCGACUCCAACGAGCUGACACAGGAGAUGGCGUCCCGUGCCAUGUCUCGCAUGUACACGCUGGGCGACGCCAGCACCAAGCAGCUGCUCGUCUCGGCCCUUGUUGCUAACCUCACUGGUGCUGGCGGGCACAAGCGCAGUGGCAAGCUACUGGGCGACACAGAGGUAUUCACAGAGGACUCAGUGGCGCGCAACACCUCCUCCUCCUCGUCCAUGCGAGCGGGGGCGGCGGGCAGCAGCAGCAGCGCGGCGAGCUCAGCGGGGCGGGCGCAGAGCAGCGUGGGCGUGAGCACGUACCGCGAGCUGUGCAGUGUGGCCACGGACAUGGGGCAGCCCGACCUCAUCUACCGCCUCAUGGAUAUUGCCAACCACCACGCGGCCCUCAACUCCAACCGUGGCGCGGCCUUCAGCUUCGCAGCAGUGGCAGCAGAAGCCGGCGCAGCCCUGGAGCCGCACCUGCCAGCGCUGCUGCCGCGCCUGCUGCGCAUGAUGUACGACCCCAACCGCCCCCUCGCAGAGGCCGCCGGGCACAUCUGGCGCGCGCUCGUGCGCGAGCCCAAGCCCACCAUCGACAAGCACUUCGACGGGAUUGUGAAUGACCUGCUGGGGAAUGUUACGGGGAGGUUGUGGCGGAACAGGGAGGCUGCGUGCCUGGCGCUUGCUGACCUGCUGCCUUCAAGGCGGUUUGCAGAGGUUUCCAGCCACCUGGAGCAGGUGUGGGUGGUGUCGUUCCGCGCAUGCGACGACAUCAAGGACAGUGUGCGCGUGGCGGGGGAGAAGCUGUGCCGCGCUGCCACAUCGCUCACCGUGCGCCUGUGCGACCCCACGCUAACUCCACGCGCCGACGCGCAUGCUGCGUGCAGCAUCGUGCUGCCUGUGCUGCUGGCGCAGGGCAUGACGUCAUCCGUGGGGUCCGUGCGUCACCUCGCUCUCUCCACCACUGCUAAGCUCGUUAAGGGAGCGGGAGCAUCAGUGCGGCCACAUCUGGCAGCGCUGGUGCCAGCCAUGCUGGAAGCACUGUCAGGCCUGGAGGACCAGAACCUCAACUACGCUGAGCAACACGCGGAGAGGGUGGGCAUCAGCAGUGAGAAGCUGGAAGCUGCACGGCUGGGCAUGUCACGAGACACGCCCAUGUGGCACACACUCGAUGCGUGCCUGCAACAGGUGGACGAGUCCUGUCUGCCUGACCUCCUACCUACACUCAAGUCCCUCACGCGUUCCUCUGUGGGCCUCAACACCAGAGUGGGUGUGGCGCGCUUCAUCUCGCUCCUCAUCCCCCGUGCCGGCCCCACUGCCAUGCGCCCGCACGCCCCCGCCUUCCUCAAAACCCUCACCCUCGCUCUCUUUUCCGAGCGCACCUCGGCGGGCCGAAGAGCCUUCUCAGCAGCAGCUGCAGACAUGGCCAAAUGCGCGGGGGCCGCUGCAGUGGAAAGGACAGUGGGGGAGACGUGUGGGAAGUAUUUGGGGGAGGAGGCGGCAGGGCAGAAGGACGUGCGGCUGUGCUGUGCGCUGCUGAUGCGGGAUGUAGGGAAGGCGUGUCCGGAUGACAUGCCGCCGUGCCACCAUGUGCUGCUGCCCACGCUGCUCCUUGGACGGCAUGACGAGGACGAGGCAGUGAAGGCGGUGUGGGAGGAGGCGUGGGACAACGUGGGAGUGGCGGCAUCGGCAGCUGUGAGGGAGCAUGCGGGGGACAUUGCUCCCACGCUCACCGCUGCCGCUUCUUCCUCUUCUUGGACCCGCCGCUGCCAGGCAGCAGCAGCCAUGCAGGCAGUGGUGAAGGCCAUGGGUGCCGACACACCACACACCGUCCUGCUGCAGUUCCUCUCCGCCCUGCUGCCACACCUGCCAGGCCGCUUGUGGGAGGGCAAGGAGCAGCUGCUGCCAGCCAUUGCAGCCAUCUGCACUGCAUGCCCCUCCGCUCUGCUCUUGCUCUCACUACAACCAUCAGCAGCCACACAGGGAGCACCAGCACCAGCAGCAGAGGCAGGGAAGUCAGCAGCAGCAGAUGUGGUGGCUGCAGUGCUGGCAGCGUGUGGGCGCAACAAAGCAGCAUUCAGGCUGGCAGCACUGCAGAGCCUGCACAAGAUAUUGCAGGCCUUCUCGCCUUCACCUCCUCUGAAGCAACAGCUGUUAAAACCGACCACAUCACAAGCAGCAGCAGCAACAGCAGCUGCAGCUCCAGCAUUGGACCUGCUGCCUUUGGUGGCACCGGGUUUGAUUGCGCUCUUUCCACCCUCAUCUCCCGCCACUGCAUCUGCUGAUGCUUCAAAGGCUGCAUCCAGUGCAGAGCCAGCAUCAGAAGCGCGGGCAACAACAGCAGAGCAGCAAGAGGCGUUGCUAGCAUGCGUCUCUGCAGCUCUCCUGUCCGCAACACCCACCUCCCUGCCACCAUACACAGCAGCCCUGCAAUCAGCCCUCUGCGCCCUGCUCUCCUCCAAUCCUGUGUGGACAGUAAAGCUGGCAGCACUCAAUACAAGUGCCACGUUCCUAACUGCUCUUCUUAAGUUACCUUCUGAUUCCGCUGUGCACCAGACAGUGGCCCCCUUCCUCCCCAACUUCAUCGAUGCUCUAUCCGACACCAAGCGCUCCCAGACCCGUCAAGCAGCUGUGGAGGCAGUGCAGGCAGCCACCGUGUGCCUGCAGAACCACAGCGCCCUUGAGCCUGCGGACCGGGAUUCCCUCACUGCUGCUCUGCGUGAUGCUGUGAAGGUGGAGAAGAGCGAGGCUGUCAAGAUGGCUGCUGAGAAAUGCCUGGAGUUGUUGGGGGGCAUGGUGGAAUGA